Messenger RNA from Drosophila hydei, 628 nucleotides. Its product is annotated as RING-box protein 1-like. Gene Ontology annotation, biological process: protein ubiquitination; ubiquitin-dependent protein catabolic process. NCBI's taxonomy places the organism in Eukaryota, Metazoa, Arthropoda, Insecta, Diptera, Drosophilidae. The coding region runs from base 306 to 602 and encodes 98 amino acids. Gene Ontology annotation, molecular function: zinc ion binding; cullin family protein binding; ubiquitin protein ligase activity. The transcript has 5 exons. Gene Ontology annotation, cellular component: cullin-RING ubiquitin ligase complex; nucleus. The record is from RefSeq and is a predicted model, not a curated record.
GCUCAGGUUAGUUCAACCCGUUAGCAAAUAGUAUCAUUCCAGUUCGGACUCUACUAGAGUCAGCAACUUUUCAAAAUUUCGGCAAUUGAAACAGACCUAAAAUUGCGUGUAAAUAGUUUCGAAAUGUGUUUUAAACUUUAAGUUGAACGACAAUUGAUGUGUUCAAGAUGUGAAUGGGUGUGUAAACACAAUGCACUGAAAAAAAUGCUGACAGUUUUCUAUAUAGCAACUGAUGUGCCUACUGUACUUACUUCCAUUGCCAAUAAUCGUAUUACAUAAUCACAACCAAGUCACAAGAAUUCAAAAUGAAAGAGAUUGAGAAUAUUAAGAAAGAUGCAAAUCAGAAGGAGAACAAACGUUUCGAAAUAAUGAAUUGGAAUGCCAAUGCUCUGUGGGCUUGGGAUAUUCAGGUUGAUACUUGCGCCAUUUGUCGCAAUCUGAUCAAGGAUCCAUGCAUUGAAUGCCAAUCGAAUAGAACCGAUGAAUGCCCCAAGGCCAUUGGGACUUGCCAGCAUGUUUAUCACUUCCAUUGCAUUUCGCGCUGGCUGACCAAGCGUGAAGUCUGCCCUCUGGAUUAUCGUGUCUGGCAAUACAAGAACUGAUCCAAAUUUAGAAUAGCCAAGUGAGA